GUUCGACCAGACCGGGAGUUCCUUCUUCAGAUCAGCGUUAGUUGCGGUGCAGUGGAGAGUGCAGUGUCAGCAGCAGCGGUAGUGCUCGUGGUGUGGUGAUAACACUAUUUAUAGUUCCCGCCAGCGUGUGCGAUAAGACGGCAGCAGUAGACCCAUAUCCGACCCAGAUCGAGAACGGCGGUUAGCGAACGCGUGUGUUCGGGUUGUAUCCUUUUCGGAAGCGUUGGUUCUGAUGGCGAAUGGAAUGCUGCUGGCCGUGGGACUCGUACUGUUCCUAACGGUCACUGUCGGGCCUGCGGUUGGGCAAACUGAACGGGCAGCUAAAUGGACACCCACCGAUGCGGACAGGCUGCGCAAGGACAUCCUCAAGGACUACGAUCCAGCGCUGCGACCAGCACCCUUUGCUAAUGUUACGACCGUGGAAACAAGUGUUACCAUCACCCAUGUGGAGAUCAAUGAGCUCAAGUCCAUUUUCUCGAUGUACGGAUGGAUGAAAUUUAGCUGGAAAGAUAGCCGUUUGCUAUGGGAACCAGCGAGUUAUGGAAACAUUUCGUUCCUGUACCUGAACCAAAGUUCGCUCUGGACUCCAACGGAGGAACCGGCCCACACGUUAGUUAAAAUUUCCAGCGCUGGCAACCUGGACAUUACUGUUGCUUAUCAAAAGCAAAGCAAGUGUUCUAUCCAGUGGCAGACAUGGCCAUUCGAUACCCAGCACUGCAAGAUACUUUUCUCCCCUUGGGUAAUGAUCGAGAAUGAUAUGGAAAUUCACGUUUCGCUGAUUAAGGCUACAAUAGACAAAGGAUCCUUGUGGACGUUGGAGAACCUAACACUAGAAACUCAUUCAUAUUCGGACGAGUCGGAACCGUUGUCGUUGAAAGGAACACAUUUGCAUUUUGUCAUGAAGCGGAAUGCCGGCAUAUACCAUAGCACGAUCAUUGCUCCUGCCUGCUUGCUAGUGUUGAUGAACCUGAUCGGUUUUUGGUUGCCCCCGAAGUGCGGUGAAAAACUCAUUCUGAAUGCCAUUAACCUACUGAUGUCGUGCAUGUUUCUUAUACAUUUUAACGAAACCAUUUCUUACUACACCAACAGCACACCGUCGAUUGUUCUGUUCUUCAGCCAAAGUUCCUAUUUAUCCUGUGCUUGCCUGAUAAUGACUGUUCUAAUCGAAUGCAUGCUUAACAGCAAUUCCAAGCUGCCUGUGCAUCCACUGAUCAAGAAGAUCAUAUCGUUGGAUGCUGUCCUUUUCUUUAUAACGACGAACAAACAACGCUAUCUGGACAACUUGGAAGUAUGUGAAACUCUGGAAGAACCUAUCAUACAGCAGCCAACCAGUGAAGUCGAAGAGCAGUCUAGUCCUGUACCAAGCGGAUCAAACAACGAACGUGACUGGAUACUGUUUUCUACCAAUUGGGAUGAUCCAAAGCUUACCUGGGAUCCGGCUCAGUACGGAAACAUGGAUGUGAUUCGCUUGGAUCCCACCAUCGUCUGGAGACCGGAUGUGGUUCUGUACAACAAUGCUGGCGGUUCCGAUAAUCAUCACUACGGAGACACGAACGUUUUGGUUUACAACACCGGCAAAGUGCUGUGGGUUCCGCCAACCGAAUUUCAUUCGUUCUGUGAGCUGAACAUGCGCCUGUGGCCUUUCGACUAUCAAAAGUGCAUGUUGAAGAUCGGCUCUUGGACCUUCGAUGGGUUUAAGCUGAAUCUCACGAUCUCGAGCGAGCCAGAGGUGGAUAUAAUGCUCAAGAACUCGGAGUGGAAAAUUCGCAAAGUUGUUUCCGAGCGCCACACAAAAUACUACUCCUGUUGCACGGAGCCGUACAUCGACAUCACUUACAACAUCACGAUGCAGCGUCAUUCGGAUACGCACAGGAACAUAAUAGUGAUCCCCGCGCUGGUCAUUAUGGCAUUGGCCCUCUCCGUGUUCUGGCUGCCCCUGCAGGCUGGCGAGCGGAUCAUCAUGAAUGGAAUCAUCUCGCUGAUGAUUACGGUGUUCCUGGUUUACUUCGCCCAGCAACUACCAGCCAUAUCGGGGCACACCCCGCUGAUCGUAAUUUUCUUUAGCAACACUCUCCUACUGGUCGCGUUCAGUACGGUCAUUAGCGUGAUUGUUCUGAAUGUCUCGAAACUGAACCACGAAGCCGGUCUGCCGAGCAUCUUGAAGCGCAUCGCAUCCGCCGUUGGUCCGUUCGUGGGUGUUGGGAAUAAGCAUUUCCGCUUCAGUGACAAAGGCAACGUGGCCAUCGAGAGUAACACUGAUCACGAGUGGGUGAAGUUCGGGCUAGUCCUUAACCGCCUGGCGUUUAUCAUAUUUUGCGUAGUGUUUAUCAUUUGUGCUUCCUACAGCCUUUAGGCAAGCCUUCAAAUGUGCGAACACGUUUAGCUAAACUUCCGUUUUAUCAAGUGCUUCGCAUAAUCGCAAUAAAAUGUCGAAUUAUUAAGUAAUCAAAUAGUUUAUGCUUUUAUCCGGUUAUUCUCACCCAGCGACUCAAAGGUGUUUUAACUAAUAUUAUUUAACUAAGUAUUUUCUGAAUAAAUCCAGAAUCAUCAACACGUGGUCU
Messenger RNA from Anopheles darlingi, 2561 nucleotides. RefSeq names its product neuronal acetylcholine receptor subunit alpha-4-like. Gene Ontology annotation, biological process: monoatomic ion transmembrane transport; nervous system process; chemical synaptic transmission. Gene Ontology annotation, molecular function: transmembrane signaling receptor activity; neurotransmitter receptor activity; extracellular ligand-gated monoatomic ion channel activity. The record is from RefSeq and is a predicted model, not a curated record. Bases 233 to 2353 code for a protein of 706 amino acids. NCBI's taxonomy places the organism in Eukaryota, Metazoa, Arthropoda, Insecta, Diptera, Culicidae. The transcript is spliced from 9 exons. Gene Ontology annotation, cellular component: neuron projection; membrane; synapse.